This is a messenger RNA of Cynoglossus semilaevis (tongue sole), 663 nucleotides long. RefSeq names its product basic leucine zipper transcription factor, ATF-like 3 (gene batf3). The coding region runs from base 133 to 456 and encodes 107 amino acids. Gene Ontology annotation, molecular function: RNA polymerase II cis-regulatory region sequence-specific DNA binding; DNA-binding transcription factor activity, RNA polymerase II-specific. The transcript has 4 exons. Gene Ontology annotation, cellular component: nucleus. Gene Ontology annotation, biological process: regulation of transcription by RNA polymerase II. Lineage: Eukaryota; Metazoa; Chordata; Actinopteri; Pleuronectiformes; Cynoglossidae. The record is from RefSeq and is a predicted model, not a curated record.
ACUCUUCUUCUUCUUCUACAGCAGCAGCAGCAGCGACGAUGAAGACGAAGUGAAAACAGGAAACUCUUCUGUUCUUGUAAAAACUACCAUCUGUCAGUGAAGACGCUCCACUGUCGCAGCAGCAGCAGCAGCAUGAGCAGCAGCAGCAUGAGCAGCAGCAGCCAACACUGGCAGCCAGUGCAGGAUGGAGGUCGAAGGUCACAGAGGAAAGAGAAGAACCGAGUGGCGGCUCAGAGGAGUCGGAGCAGACAGACCCAGAGAGCAGACCUGCUGCACCAGACGUGUGAGCUGCUGGAGCAGAGGAACAGGAAGCUGAGGACCGAGGUGGAGUCUCUCUGUGAGCAGCAGCAUCUUCUCACUGAAGCGCUCAGGGCUCAUGAGCCUCACUGUCCCGUCGUGCAUUGCUUCUCCUCCUUGACAACACUGCCCCCUGUUGUUCCAUUUGAGCAGUGCUGACUACAAGCUGACAUCAACAAGCACUAGAGGGCGUUGUUUGACCAGCAAUGGAUUCACAGAGUCAGAUCCCUGCUUCUAACUGAACUGAACACUGCCCUCUAGUGGCCGAUCAUUCUCCGUUUUUGGUUUUGUUUUCUGACUUUUCAGAAAUGUAAGAAAUAUUUUCACUGAUGUUUCCAAAGGAAUAAAACAAAGGUGUGACUCACG